GAAAGUGUAAGAAACUAAUUUUUUUUUUUUUUUGUCAUGGCAAGUCGCUGCCUUUCUUUCGACUUCUAUUUUUGAAUACGCUUCGCUUCGCGCUUCGUCGCUUUAUAUUUACAACCGAAGAGGACACCAGAGAGAGUCCCUCAUGUCUCGUGGCACUCGAGUUGUCGCGCAUUGUUUUCCAGAGAAACAGAUAACGGCUGUCAGCGAUAAACAGUCAGGAUUCUUUCCGCCUUCCUGCUAUCUACCCUGGGGGCGGGGAACACACGAGGGAAGAGAGCUGGAAUAAUAGCGCGUCCUUCCGCGGCGGAUUCGCAGAUAUUCUUUAUAUUCCAGGCAGGCUCAGCAUCGGUGGUACAGUGAUACAACAUACUCUCGGCAGCGGUGUUUCUCGGCGGUUGUAUUCGCGACUAGAUUUACUUUGAAGUAACUUACACAUGUAACGGAACAAUCCCCGAGAUGAUACAUAAGUCAACGAUCGACGUGUCAACUCUGAACGACAAUGAAAAUUUAACGAUUUAUCCGCGAUUAUUAAAAACUGGCUCUUAUCACCUCGCGAAAAGAAUAUUUUCCUUGUUGCAGGUACGUAGUGUAUACAGAGUGUUCCAGAGACAAAUCACGGUGAUAAAAUUGAUCGUACUGUUAACGAUCAUCUGCAUUGUUAUAUUGUUAAUAUUGGCAAAUUUAACGCAAACUUCGUACACGAAGACAAACAUAGAAUCGGCCGCAUCGCUGAGGUAUGCGACGCCGAAAUACGCGUCUGAAAUAAUAAUACCGCGAGUAACGAUGUCGAGAAAUCAAAUGGAGGAUAUUAAAAGAGAGCUGGAGAGCAGAAGACGGGGAAUGGCAUGCAUGUGUGAAACAAUUGACGUGAAGGAAUCGCGCUUAGACGCCGCGUUGACCAACAUGAUCAUCGACACGGAGCACAACGUGUCGUGGUGCCCCAUAUACAAGGCGGCGAGUUCUACAUGGAUGAUUUACUUUGCCGCGUUGAAAGGCGCUUUGACGGACGUUACUAUGGAUUUAAUACGACGCAAUCUUGUGCAAGUCAGUGAUAUUGUGAGACAAAAGUUUCGACACGACGAGGAUUUUAAUAAGACCUAUGAGAAGGUAAGCAAAACUAUGAGAUUCCUGAUCGUGCGAGAUCCGCUGGAGCGUCUCUUGUCCGCGUAUAGGGACAAGUUGGAGCAUAUGCAGGGCCGCGAAUAUUAUUACAAACGCUUUGGACGGCGCAUCGCGCUCAAAUAUCGCCAGCCCGGUGACAACGCGACGAGAUUAGAGCCGACGUUCGCGGAAUUUUUGCGAUUUAUAGCCAACGAGAGAUACUUCGACGAGCAUUGGGCGCCGUAUUAUCGCACUUGCGAACCAUGCGCGCUCCAUUACGACUACAUAUUGAAGAUGGAGACCUUGGAUCGAGAUAUAAACUUUCUCAUACAGGAUACCAAACUGAGCGACUAUCUCUACGAGAUGAAAUAUCCGAGAAACAUCAACCCUCACGGCGCGACCACUAAGAAAUUACUCGACGAAUACAUCACAAGGAUACCGCGGUCGCUUCUCGAUCAGAUUUACAAAAUCUACGAGAACGAUUAUAAAUUAUUCAACUACUCGUUUAUAUAAUACGUCACCUGUUUCAUUUUAUAUAGGCAGCUUGUAAUUAUUGUGAAGUAUUAAAUAAAUGCAGAGAAUAUUAAAA
Messenger RNA from Formica exsecta, 1690 nucleotides. RefSeq names its product carbohydrate sulfotransferase 14-like. The coding region runs from base 457 to 1614 and encodes 385 amino acids. Gene Ontology annotation, cellular component: membrane. NCBI's taxonomy places the organism in Eukaryota, Metazoa, Arthropoda, Insecta, Hymenoptera, Formicidae. The record is from RefSeq and is a predicted model, not a curated record. Gene Ontology annotation, molecular function: sulfotransferase activity. Gene Ontology annotation, biological process: carbohydrate biosynthetic process. The transcript has 4 exons.